CUUAAAGAGAAAGGCCAGAGUGGACAGAUCAGCCAUUCAUCCACACAGGCAGCCUGGGUUUCGUACCUUCUCUGUGAUGGUGUGAAAGUGAGUGUAAAUGGUUAUCUGUCUCGGUGUGUCCCCUGUGAUUAGCGGCCAGUUAAGGGUGUAUGUAGUCCGCCUUUUGCCUCAAGUCACCUGAGGGUAGGUUGCAGUUCUGCUGCCGACCCUGAACAGGCUCAGCGGUGUAGAAAAUGGAUGGAUGGGUGGACGGGAGCUGAAGUGGUUAUUGUGUCAGGGCUCUGCGCUGGAGACUCUGUGGGAGCAGUGCUGCAGCGACUGCGCUCCGGUGCGCUCGGCCUGCUGCGACGCCGUCGUGCUGCUGGUGGAUCAAGGCCACGCCGACCUGCACCAAGUCCUUAACGGCGUCCUCAACCUACUGCCGUCUGCGAGGAAUGGCCAGGGGCUGGUUAAAGUCGUGGGGCUGCUGCUACAGAUGCAAGCGGACCGCCGAGACCGGGAAAAACACUUCACUUGUCCUUACGGCAUCAGGAGUAGUCCCCACCCAUACAUAACAGCACUGGAGAACCGUCCGGAUUGCUGGACUGCCAUUCUCUCGGUGAUGGAUGACUUUGUUCAGCUGGCUGUUGACAGAAACGAGCCCGCCUACGUCGCCAUGCUGGUCCCCUUCCUACGCUACCUCUACUGCCAACCAGAGAGGCGGCCUGAGCACAGCCUCCUCCGACAGGGUCUCCUCCGGACGUUGCUUCCCACAGAUCCGGUCGGCGCACCCGUCCCUCAGAACAAGGAGCAGGAUGAGAACUCGCCGGUGUCCGACAGCCUGCUCCGGUGCCUCUGCCAGCUGGUGCCGCGCAUGCCGGUGGACUGUGUGGAGGCGGUGCUGGAGCUGCACUGGUUCAUCCGCGCUCUGCUUCCCAGUCUGUCCAAGAAGCGCGAAGAGCCGUGGACGAGCGAGAGAGGGCGUCUCCUGCUCCAGCUGCUCUGCGCCUCUCAGCGUUGCCUCAGCUUCAACGGAGACUGUCGGCCUCUCGUCGGCUUGAUGACGCAGUUCAUCCCGACUUGCCCGCAGGAGCUGUCUUUGGAUGAGCUGUUAAUGGGUCUAGCCUUGCUACUUUUCGAGGCCCCCGCAGCACAGCAGAGUAGCCUACUCAGUCUAGUGCUAACUUUAGUGCCCGAGCACACUGAGCUGUCGCAGUGGUUGAGUCCCGUCCUGGUUCUUCCCGUGCUGCAGCUCCUGUCCUGUUCAGAUCUCACUGAGCCACUUGCGGAGCGCCGCACACACAACCUCAACCGGAAAUUGGCUCAGAGCGUGCUCAGCAGCGUCAGUAGGCAGACCGCGAGACUCCAGCAGUCUCGUCUACCAGAGUCACUUCUUCUCACUCCCUGGUCCAGCGAACUGAGAGCGGCCGUGUCCACACUGCGUCAAGCGGUCGAUCACCCAUCGGCGGCCGUCGACUGGCUCCUCUCGCUCACCUCGGCCCUGUCGUCAAAGCAGCGCCUGCCGAGCUCCCUCGCCCUCAUCGUCACCCACCUCCUCCUCACUGGUCCGGACGACGUCUGCCGGUUGGCUUUGGACGCCGUACGGGCCAUUGCGGCCGCCGACGCCCACCAGGUGCCAUCCCUUCUUCCAGUGCUGCUGUUCAAGCUGGGGAAAGAAAAGAAUCCACUCCUGUGUAACGCAGUGCUCGACUGCCUGCCAAACCUUGGGACCCACAAGCUGUGUGUACCCACGGUGCUGCAGACUCUCAGCAUGCUGGCCAGCAACCUUAAACUCAAAGCAGCGGCCAUGCGGCUCACGACCGCUCUUUGGAAAAAACAGGACCGCGUUUACCCCGAGCUGCAGCGUCUGCUGGCUCAGCAGGACAACAGGGCGGUGAUGGGGAGGGAAACCCAGUGGGAGCAGGUGCUGGGCCGAGCGGCCUGUCUUCGAGACAUCUGCCGAGAGAGGCCUUACCAGCACGGAAGUGACAUGUUGGCCGCCAUCGCGUUGACUCUGAAGCAAUGCGUCAGACCCGACCAGGUGACCCCUGCGGUGCUCGCCCUGCAAGGACUACAGGAGCUGUGCCGUGCGGAGGUCGUGGACAUCGUGUCGACAUGGAGAAGUCUCGGACCGGAACUGAGGUGCGACUCCCGUCCACUGAUGGUCAAGACCAUCUCUCAGCUUCUGGCUCUGGUUCCGCAACUCGCCGUCAUGUCUGAGGAGUAUGAGAAACUAAAGGAGGAAGCGGUCAGCCUUCUCUGGAGUUAUGCUGUGAACAAGGAUCCAGAGGUGGCCAGCUGUUGUUUUCAGGCCUUGGCAGACUUCCCGGAAGCGGUUCACACGAUAAAUCAUCUCCCCGAGGCAGCCAGGCCUGUUGUGGAGCCGCCUGAGCUCGAGGACGACGAGCAGUCUGGGGAGGAGGAAGAGAAAGACCUGUCAGUCAUGGGUUCGUCGUAUGUAAAGUUGCUGACUCUCACCCCCUCGCCUGCUCUACCAGGCUUGGAGCUCUUCCUGACUUCACUGGUCAAGCAGGAGAUGAGCCAGAUGCCGAGGGGGGUGUACUUUUCCGCCCUGCGGGGGGCCGGCCUGCGUUCGGACCAGGGUAAAACUAUGGCGGGAAUCCCAGCGUUCAUGCUGAAGUCCUACGAGAAGAACAAGCAGCCGGGGCUCAAGCAAGGACUAGCAGCUGGCCUGUUGCUGUGCUAUGAUCUACCGCAGCAGACGGAUCGCGAGGGCCGCCCCAUCCUCCGCCACCUGCUCAGCCGCAGCCGAAGCUAUCAGCAAACCAUGACCGCCCUCGUUCACGAAGUGAACAUUCAGCCAUCCGAAUGGCACCGCGCGCUGCUCCUGCCUCAGGCGUGGCGCGGUUUCAUGAAUCGCACUUUCCAUGCAGUCCUCGAGGGUCGACGUGCUGAUCUGGAAAUGCAGCGCAAAAAAGACCAAGAAGACCCAGAAGAGCUGCAGUACAAACAACACUGUGCCUGGCUGUGGGCCAGAGAUCACUUAACAAAUACCAUCAAAAGUGCAACAAAGGACAGUCCUGUUAUUCAAGGAAACUCCGUACUGGCUCUGAGUGCCCUGGCUGCCGUCCUGGCUAAAUAUGAACGCAACCUGCCUGCCGACGACGACGCCGGCCUCCGAGUUGGACCAGAGUUUGUGCCCACAAGCAGCUGGUUGGCGAUGGUGCUUGACACUCUGCUCAGCAUCAUCAGCAGCAGCUACAAGGCCAAAAGACAAGUGUUUCCAUGGUACCUGCAUCGCUCCUAUUCGGGUGAGAACACUGCGAGCGCCAUCGCCCGUUCCUGCGCCAGUCUGGCGCUGUCCCUGCUGGUGCCGGCGCUGGUUCUGUGGCAUCAAGACAGUCUGAACCAGGUCGUGUCCGCGCUGCAGUCCGGCCUGCCCGGGUCGCCCGCCGCCGACAGCUCUCAGGCUAUUCAGUUCCACUCCGGCCUUGCUCUUGGCAUGGUUCUGUCCGGCCUGCAUCAUCAGCGCCUCAGUGACGUCACCCCUCAGAAGGACACUGACCUCCUCCUCGAUGCUCUGUUGUCUCUGGAAGCUUGCUCUUUCGACUCCGACGCGGAGUACAAUACCGGCUGCAUGUUGGGUCUGGGUCUGCUGCUUGCAGCGCUUUGCAGUGACGGGCAGACACACCAACACGCCCGUGUCACUCAAACACUGGACAAACUCCGAAGCGCCCUGCAGGAUAGCGGCGGACAGGGGCGCAUGCUGCAGGAGGUUUUGGCGUACUCGGUGGCGUGCGUCAGCGUCUCGGCCUUUAGCUGCGGCGUCAUCGAUCCCGGCAAGGCGGACGAGGUCGUGGAUACUCUGCGCACCUUGACGGAGGACAGCCAGCAGACUCCAGGCUUCUCUAUGGCACUGGGCCUCGUGGUCCACGGCCUGUCACUGUGCGGCCACGGCAAAGCGGAGGACCUACAACCUCGUCUGCUGGCUGCCUGGGUUAAGAUUUUACUGAAGGAGGGUUGUCCCACCAUGCAGCGCCUGGCCGCUCUUAACGGACUGGUGGCCUUAGUGGGAUCCGAGAGUUACCUCAUUCAGCUCAAGAGCGAACUGGAACUUUCCUCCAAUCAGCAGAGCCGACUUAACGAGGUCAUCCGGGCCGUCUCGCAGAUUGUGACCUUCUCAGGAGCGAUUGGCUUGCAGUCCAACUGUGCCUGCCUGCUGGGCCACUUGCAUUUGUCGCACGUGUUCAGCAGUCACAGUCACACAGCAGUGCCUCAGGAUUUUAGUUACCUCGCUGAGAAAAGCGUCAUCAGGGCCGUCGUGGAUUUGCUCACAGAGGCGGGAAAGAAAGGUCCUGAGUUUGCGCAUCCGAGUGUGGUGGAAACCGCACUGAAGCCUCUGGCCUCAGUCGGAGCCGCCGUCCAGUACCCGCCCGUCAACUGGAGCGCCAUCUUGUCCCCUCUGAUGAGACUCAGCUUUGGUGAGGAGGUUCAGCAUCAAUGUGUGGCGCUGGCUGCAGCUCAAGCUCAGUAUUCCCAGAGUGCAUCACUCUUUCUGGGUUCCUGGCUGUCCUCUCCUCUUGUGUACAGUCUCAGUUAUCAGACACGGGCCCUCUUGCACGAGAGCCUGUCCUCGUGGAUGAAACAUGUCGCCGAAGACAAGCUCCAGUUCUUCGUGGACACUCUGGGCCUGCGGACCUUCCGGGAGGACCUCGGACCUCAGCGUCUCUCCCUGCGACGCUCUCUGCUGCGGGGCCUUGCCCAAGCCAUGGCCGCGCCCAACCCCCCCAGCGCAUGCUGGACCGUCCUGUGUUCCGCCACCGAGAAGAUCUUCACCCUCCUUCCCGACCAGAUAGAGGAUAGUGAAGUGGAAUUCUAUGUGGGAGUCGCCGAAUGUUUGUCCGAGAUGUCUGAUACGGAGAUUGACCGCAUCGCGAGUGCCACAGAGACACAGAUGGAGAAAACCUGCUUCGUCUUGGCCUACCUGGCAUCCCGGGGCAGGAUUCCCCUGCUGGGUCUGAAUGACGUCAUCGCCAGCGUGCUCCGCGGUUGGCCGAGCCACCGGGUAGGCUGGAUCCUCCUGCAGACAUUCUACCAGUGUCGCCUGGCUGCCAGUGUCAAUACAGGCGUUUCAAAACGAAUGGAGUGGCUGCUAGAGUUGAUGGGGCUCAUCCGGAAUGUCGCCUACGGUGCCGCCAUUGUCACGUGCGGGAACACCAAACUGGCCACCGACUUCCUGUUCCAAGUCUUCGCCGCCACCGUCGUUUCCUGGGCCGACCACUCCGUGCCCCUCCUGCUCGGGAUCAGGGCCCGCUGGUUCCCGUGGCGACCGGCCUCGAAGCCCGCGGCGCUCCCGCACGCCCUGUACGGCGCGGAGUCGCUGACGGAGCACGCUCUGCCGCGAUGCCUGCUGGGAUUGCCACGCAGCUUGCCCCCGCUCCUCGACAAAGAACCCUGGAGCGGCCAGUCGCCCAAGUUCAUAGACUGGCUUCUCAGCAUCGUGGAAGGACCCGAACAAAGUCUGUCGGCGACAACAAUCGACACGGCCCGGGCGGCUCUGUUGGCCCUGCGGCGCUCCCCCGAGUUCAAGAAGAAAUCGGUGUGGACCAGAGCGUAUGGCUGGUAGUCUACGAUGUGUUUGACGGCUGGAUGUUUUCGUAGUGUGCCAGCGUGCACCUCAGCAAGUCCAAGAUGUUCCAGAAGAAGAGCUGCGCGCACACGACCGGUUUGCUCUGAACCUCGUCCACCAGGAUGAGCAUGAUCAGGAGGAGGUUUUUCUCCAAAACCUGGACGAAGAGAUGGUGACUUUCAGGCCUUGUCAAACCACGUUUGGGUGACUGAUGUGAUUUCUUGUACUUGGAUGAGGCGUGGGAGCAGUCUGGCCUUCUCAAUCCCGUCGGCGAUGUGGAAAAGCUCCAAGACAGAGAGCAGCUGGCAGAGACUCAUGACGAAACCGACUGAGUGAAACGUGUCUACUAGAGCAUCUGUACAGGCAAAAAAAAAAAAAAAAAAAAUGAUUUAUUAUAGUUCUUACAUGUUCUAACACAGGCAUCAUAUUCAACAAUUGGUGUUGCUAAAAAGAAGAAACUAUCGAUCUUGGCCUCCACAAAAAAGAAGAAACUAUUGAGUCUACAUAUAUGUGCCUUCACCGUCAUAACUGAGGCAACCCAAGUUUGCCACGAGUGUAACCUCAACGCCGUCGAGCUGACCUUGUCCGAAGGUGAGAAACCUGACGACCGUGUUCGUCAGUAUCCACGUGUGUCCGCAGAACUGGAACAGGUUGUAGGAGAAAAUGUAGGCCAGCCUGACACUGAACCUGCAUGUAAAAAUUAAAAUGACAAAAGGCAACAAAAUGCACUCGCUCCUCAACUUACGAAUUUGAAAUACCGCACGAGCCGUAUUGAAAAAUAUGAAUGCAACUGCCGCCGUCACGGUCCACUGUCUAAUCUACGUGUAUUUCGUAUGCACUGGAUGUACGUAGUAUAUGCCAGAAGGAGCAGCACAAUGUCCAUUGAAUUAAAGCAAGAAAUCAU
Messenger RNA from Phycodurus eques (leafy seadragon), 6473 nucleotides. It is a transcript of the gene focad, whose product is annotated as focadhesin. The record is from RefSeq and is a predicted model, not a curated record. Gene Ontology annotation, biological process: regulation of post-transcriptional gene silencing. NCBI's taxonomy places the organism in Eukaryota, Metazoa, Chordata, Actinopteri, Syngnathiformes, Syngnathidae. The coding region runs from base 242 to 5566 and encodes 1774 amino acids. The transcript is spliced from 43 exons.